Messenger RNA from Necator americanus (New World hookworm), 1359 nucleotides. RefSeq lists its product as uncharacterized. The coding region runs from base 1 to 1359 and encodes 452 amino acids. The record is from RefSeq and is a predicted model, not a curated record. Gene Ontology annotation, biological process: peptide catabolic process; proteolysis. NCBI's taxonomy places the organism in Eukaryota, Metazoa, Nematoda, Chromadorea, Rhabditida, Ancylostomatidae. The transcript has 11 exons. Gene Ontology annotation, molecular function: metallodipeptidase activity.
AUGCGACGCUUGAAGGGUGCUUUAUUUUUUCUGUAUUCCUGUAUUCAUCUAUUAGCGGCUAAUAAAUUUCAAUUCACAAACACCUCCACAGUCCUGUUGAAUGAGAUCCUUAAAAAGAAGAGCGACUCACUGUCCUGGUUGGCAGAGCUAUGCGAUGACUAUGGACCUCGACAUGUUGGUUCUAAAGGUCUAGAAAAUGCAAUCAACUGGGUCACGGCAUCACUUCGUUCUGACAACUUCAGCGUCCACUCAGAGCCAGUUCCUGGGCUUCCAAAAUGGAUAAGAGGCGACGACAACGCGUACAUAAUCGAACCUCGACUACAUAAACUAAGUAUUCUCGCAAUCGAUGGCUCCCCACCUGGUCAGGUAGAAAGUGAAAUAGUCCUCAUUCGGAACUUAACAGAUCUGAAGACGAAAAAUGUGAGGGGAAGAAUUGUAGUGACCGCACAAAAGUGGACAGGCUACGGAACAACUAUGAAGUUCAGGAAAAUAGCAAGCGAAGCGGCGCAGUACGGUGCUUCCGCCGUUUUAGUGAAGUCGAUCACACCGUUCUCGCUGUAUACACCUCAUACAGGAGCUGGUGCAAGAGGUUCUCCUAUUCCUGCAGCCUGUCUAACAACUGAGGAAGCAGACAUGAUCAUGAGGUGGUUCAACAGAGGAAAGAAGGUUGUGAUUAAACUAAACAUCAAUUCUAGAGAAUCCAAAGAACUGGUUCUCAGCAGGAACAUAGUUUUUGAAAUUCCGGGUACCGUUUCACCUAAAGACGUAGUUCUUCUGUCAGCUCAUACUGAUUCAUGGGACAUCGGUCAAGGAGCCCUGGACGACGGUGGUGGGAUGGCGGCGAUGAGAGCAGCAAUGUUGGCUAUCCAACGACUUGCCAAAGUCGAUCCAUCUUUCAGACCAAAAAGAACGAUCCGUGCCAUAUUCUGGACCGCAGAGGAGCAAGGCCUCCUUGGUGCCUCCUACUACUACAAAAGUCACCUCAUGUGUAAAGAAAGAUUCGUAUUUGCAUCGGAAAGUGAUCAAGGAGCUUUUCGACCUCGAAAUUUCAAUUCGAUAUUGCGAUAUCAAGGUGAUCAGAGGCAUAGAAUGAUUAUAGCAGAAAUUGUCGAUAUUUUGAACGCAAAUGGGAUCCCACUCCGUAUCCAGAACAGUCGUGAUCAGGUGGAUGUGAAAUUUUUUGCGGAUGCGGGAGUUCCGUCCGUAAACUACGAAUCCGAUCGAGGCAAGGACUACUACUUCAACUUCCAUCACAGUAAUGCUGACUAUGUCUCAAUUUUCGAGGAAGACGAUAUCAAGUACACCGCUGGAAUAUUCGCUGUUUUAGCGCAUAACAUCGCUAAUAGAGAUGAUUGGUAA